Messenger RNA from Talaromyces marneffei, 1047 nucleotides. RefSeq lists its product as uncharacterized. The record is from RefSeq and is a predicted model, not a curated record. The transcript is spliced from 4 exons. Bases 1 to 1047 code for a protein of 348 amino acids. Lineage: Eukaryota; Fungi; Ascomycota; Eurotiomycetes; Eurotiales; Trichocomaceae. Gene Ontology annotation, cellular component: membrane. Gene Ontology annotation, molecular function: lipase activity.
AUGCUCGCUUUCUCUGGCAUUGAGAAUACUCCCAUAGACAACACAGAUUCAGACAGAACCACUGCGACCAACAACACCAUGGGCGGGUUUACGGAGGAAGAAGGUUCAUUGGUGUUGCCGGAUGGAACCACUUUGUAUACGAAGAGCUGGAAGCCCGAGGGAACACCACGAGCAAUCCUUGCAUUUUAUCAUGGAUACAGUGACCACUGCAACUCCUUUUUCGAAUUCUUCCCAAACCUUGCAUCCUCUGGCUUCGAGGUGCGCUCCGUCGAUCAGCGAGGAUGGGGUCGAUCCGUGAUCAACAACCGCAAACUCCGCGGUCACUUUGGCUCAACAACGGCCGUCAUGGCAGAUCUACACUUUUUCCUGCAAUCUCUCAUCCCAUUCACCAAAGAAAGCUCGGUCCCCUUGUUUCUGAUGGGGCAUAGCAUGGGUGGCAUGAACGUUUUGUACUACGCCCUGAAUCCCGAGUCGCCAUACCAUCACCAACAAGACAGCACACCGACGACCAAAGUCAAGGUUGCGGGCAUACUGUCCAUAGCGCCGUUGAUCACCGUGCAUCCUUCGAGCCAACCAUCCAAGAUUGUGGAAUAUGCGGGCCGAAUUGCAAAACUCCUCAUGCCCAGAAUGACCAUGGUACAGAAACUGCAGCCUACAUGGAUAUCCAAAAACCCCGCCGUUAUUGAUGACCUCAAUAACGACAAGGGCGUUUUGUUUCAUAAUACGGGUACCUUGGAAGGGUUGGCGGGCAUGUUGGAUCGAGGUGCGUGGUUGAAUGAGUGUUACAAGAAGACGAUUAGGGAGGAUUAUGUUUAUCGGGGCGAUGUGCCGCCGUUGUGGGUUGGGCAUGGCACUGAUGAUCGGAUUACAUGGUUUGAUUCGACGAAGAAGUUGGUGGAGGGGUUGCAUUUUCUGGAGGAUACGACCUUUAAAGAAUACAAGGAUGCGUCUCAUAAGUUGAUGAAUGAGCCGGAUGGGGUUGGGGACGCGAUGACCAAGGACGUUACGGAGUGGUUGGAGGCGAGGUUGCCAAAGGUUGAUGCUUGA